Molecule: messenger RNA, 906 nt
Organism: Cooperia oncophora
Lineage: Eukaryota; Metazoa; Nematoda; Chromadorea; Rhabditida; Trichostrongylidae
Source: the annotation of a GenBank genome assembly
AUGGCUUCGACUGUGAAAGGAGAUGGGCCACGUGAAGAGACCAAGUUCGAAUCCGGUGUUCCACCUGAAUUACCUGGCCGUCCAAGUUCUCUCACGUUAUCGGAUAUUCGUGCGAGAUCAGUUCUGCUCAGUUUCGUGCCGGGUUUCGAUGGCCAUACAGCUAUUCGACAAUGGAUUGUUGAAGCAAAAGUGGCCGAUUCCAGUGUUUUCCAGGUCAUCUAUAACGUAAGUGCUCCCAAAGCCCGAUCAAUCACGGUGGCUGGCCUGCGGCCAUACACCCGCUAUCAAAUGCGUCUGAUCGCAGAGAAUGUCAGAGGACGGGGUGCACCAAGUGAACCGUCAAUUGCACAAAACAGACGAAUCCUGAAACGCCAACAUCACGUCUUUUCGCCGAGCCACUUACGUCGACCUCAUUGUCCUUUGUCGUGGACACCGUUGUUGGCGAAUCAGUGGAAUGGACAACCAAAGGGCUAUUUAAUCCUCUACAGAGAAAAUGGUACCGAGCACUGGCAUGAAAUCCGGAUACCUUCAUUACGUGCCAGCGACUUCACCCUGCGUGAUCUUCAACCGUACACGAGCUACGAAGUGCAACUUUUCGCAGAGAAUAUGUUCGGCCGGAGUGCGUCUUCUGGAACGUCGGAAGCAAGGACCUACGAGGGCAUUCCAUCAGGAGCUCCUCGUAAUGUGCGAGCAGAUGUGGAUAACAAAAGAGCGGUCAUAGUGCGCUGGGAUCCAGUCGAUGAGGAUCAAGCCAACGGCCAUAUAAGGGGCUAUGAGGUUUGUUUGUUUGUUUGCACUUGCAGGAGGUUUUUUUUGGGAAUUAUCCUAAGAAGCUCUUCAUUAGUACUAUGGGUUCUAUCGAAGAGAACCACAUUUUCAUGGGAAUGUGGUAAAUGGGAGGUAUAA